CGCAGCAGCAGGUGAAAAUCCGAGGCAUUUAUGACCCUCCGGCAUCCCCUUCCGCCUAUAAAUCCGCCCCCGCAUUGAUUGCCCACGUCCCGUCUUGCUGCUCUCCUUGUCUGUGUCGCCAAUCGCCCAGUCUCCACUCUCGCUGCCUACUACUCCUCCUACCCCGGUGGUGGAUACGUCGGUCGAUCUAGUCGACGGCGGGCGCGUCCAUUUCGUCGUCGGUUGUGGUGCGCCGGCGCCAUGGGGAGGACGCCCUGCUGCGAGAGCAGGCAGGGGCUCAAGAAAGGGCCGUGGACGCCGGAGGAGGACAAGCUCCUCGUCGACUACGUCCAGGCCAACGCCCCCGGCAACUGGCGCAUGCUCCCCAAGCUCGCCGGGUUGAACCGGUGCGGCAAGAGCUGCCGGCUGCGGUGGACGAACUACCUCCGGCCGGACAUCAAGCGCGGGCCCUUCACCCCCGAGGAGCACAAGUCCAUCCUCCAGCUCCACGCCAUUGUCGGCAACAAGUGGUCCAUGAUCGCGGCGCAGCUGCCGGGCCGGACGGACAACGAGAUCAAGAACUACUGGAACACCAACCUCAAGAAGCAGCUCCGCCAGGCGGCGCUCGUCGGCGAGCAGCACCCCGCCCUGGCCAGCCCAGGCGCCUCUGUCGGCGCCGGCUGCCUCGCCGCGCGCCACACGGCCCAGUGGGAGACCGCCCGCCUCGAGGCCGAGGCGCGCCUCUCCAUGCUCUCCACCUCCGCCGCGACCACCAGCGUGACUGCCUCCUCGUCCUCCUCCACCGCCGCGGCCGGGGGCGAGCACGGGGCCGACGCGCCGUCCGACGUCUUCCUGCGCCUCUGGAACUCCGAGGUCGGGGACACAUUCCGCCGCAAGUCGGCGGGCUCGGCACCGCGCGAAGGGUCGGCGCCACGUGAAGGGGCGCAGCCAGCAGCGGCACCGUUGCCCCCGCCCGGGGACGACUCGUCGGCAGCGUCCAACGUGACGACGGCCGUGACGGCGGAGGAGUACCAGGUGUUCCUGGACAUGGCGGCCGAGGAGCUGGGCCUGUUCCACGGCGGGUUCUCGCUGUACCCGCCGGCGGACGGCCUGUUCGCCGAGUUCCAGUGAGGCUAAGCUAGAGGUUUGUAGCUCGCCUAGCUAGCAAAGCUAGGGGUUUCGUAGCUAGCUAACGUAACGUACGAAGCGCACUAUGCAUGCGUCCGCGUACGUACAUACGUGUGUGUGUGGUGCACAUGACUGUGCAGGUGUCCAUGUCGUGUGUUGCCGUGGCGUGUGUACGUAUAUGUACCGUGCAGUGUAGCAAAUGUGCGCGUCAGUGUGUACGACUGUACGUGGGUGAUGGCAGGGUUCUCUAGGGCAAGUGUUUUUUAUUCGACUGCUCUAGCUAGCCAGGAGUCUAGGACAGGACACGGCAGGACGUCUGCCGAUGCUUGCCGUGGACUUCUCGAGCCCUCUUUGGUUUAUUGUGUUUGUGUACGUUUGCUUACUUUUCAAGUGGUGUUAAAUCUUCAAGGGUA
Messenger RNA from Triticum aestivum (bread wheat), 1520 nucleotides. Its product is annotated as transcription factor MYB17. The record is from RefSeq and is a predicted model, not a curated record. Bases 241 to 1110 code for a protein of 289 amino acids. The transcript is spliced from 3 exons. Lineage: Eukaryota; Viridiplantae; Streptophyta; Magnoliopsida; Poales; Poaceae.